AAUUUGGAAAAAAUAUGAACGAACUUAAUUGGACUGGUAAAGUGAUUGAAUAUUUAAGUGGAAAAAUUACGAAUAUUUAUCUUAAAAAAUUUCCCAAAUUGUAUCAUUUAUGUUAUGAUCCAAUUGGAAUACAUAAAAAAACUCGUAUGACCAUUGGUUUUUUUAUGGGCUUUAUUAUGGGAUUUUGUUUCUAUGAAUUUGUUAUUGUUGAUCUUCAAUUUGAUGAAUUAACUAGUUUAAUUUUUGGAGCUCUUAUAAUAAUAAUGCUUUCAUUUGGAUUUGCUGUUUCAAUUCAGGCGAGAUGCAUUGGUCUAUUGACAAUUCCGGCAUUUUUUGGACGUUCAGGUCGAAGUGUACUGAAAGCUCUUGUUUUUGGCUACGUAAUAGCGGGUCCAAUUUUUAAUUUAACAUUAAAUGGAAAAGAAGUGGUUAGAACUUUUUCUUGUACAAAUCAACUCACACAAAAUAUGUCAAAGACAAGAUACAAUUUAAUGGUCCAGCCGUUUAAACAAGCUCUGAUGAGUAUGAAAACAGACGCUGAGGAGAUAAAAGACACAUUGUCAUCGGUAAAAGAAUUGAUAAGUCCAAUUGUUGAGGAAAUUGAAGGCGAAGAUGAAAUGCAACGACUCAAAGAGGAAAAUGAUUAUUUAGAUGAAUUACAAAAUGAUACAAAGAGAAGCGAUGAAAUUGAACAAAAACGUUUGAAAGCAAAAUUAGAAGCAAAAUCGGAAGGUGAUAUUUAUGAAGCGAAUUAUAAGGCAAAAAUUGAAACUCGUUGCGAGGAUCAAUUGAGUCGUGGUAGCGAAAAUUGUCGAAAAAUGUUUGCCGAUGCCUAUGAUAAAUGCUACAUAAAAGUAUCGGCAGCUGCAGCUUGGCUUCUUUGUUGGCCAAUGAAAUUGACUUUUAUCUGUAACAUUGUCCAAGCACUCGGUGGUCCAAAUAUUUGCAAUCCUGAAGGAAAUGUCGAUUCUGGAAUUGGCGAAGGAUACGCUCAAUUAAAAGAAUCAAGAAAAGUAUUUGGCGAGAAUAUGAAGAAAGCACAACUUCAAUUUGAAGUGAAAAAACCAUCAUUGCCAAUUGAUUUACACGAUGCAAGUGAUACGGCAAAGGCAAUUUUAAAUGAAUUUGAUUCAAAGAAAAAAAUUUUCGACACAAUAACAAUGCUAAUUAAACGAUGUUUGGCUCUUGUUUUUUUGAAAAUUAUUCUUGAUGCACAAAAUUAUCAUGACAAUUAUUUGACAAAUAUUGAAUACGAUAAUUUUUAUAUUACUGGAUAUUUUCGUAAAAUUGAUGCACGACGACGUGUGAGAGAUAGUUCAAUAUUAUUGCCAUUGAAAAAAUAUGAAAGAGAAAAUUUUAUCGAUCCCUAUAAAUUGAGACAAAGUAAAUUUGAGAGAAAAAAUUUAAUAGGACAAACGGCGAAAUUAAUUUUAGAAAUUGCCACUGUUACAACAUUUGUUUUACUUGAUUUAUUAUUUUAUGAAACAUUGGAUAUUAUUAAACGACAUUUUCAUUUGGAAUUUUCUCAGAAAGGACAUCACGAUAUGUCAAUCGAUGUUCGAGGAACGGGUUUAAUUGCAUCUUUGGUACGAAGUGUAAUUCGAGGAUUUAAUAUUAAAAAACGAAUAAAUACAAUUGUGAGUAACGAGGCGUGUCUACCAAAAGCGCAAAAAUUAUCCAAUUAUAUAAUAUUUAAAAUUUAUGGUAGCUAUUUUGGAAUUUGGCUAAUGCUUUUAACUACAGCUUAUACACAAAGAUUAAGACGAGUAAUAUGCUCAUUUUUUUAUCGAAAAAGAGAAAAACGACGUAUUCUCUAUUUAUACAAUGAAUCGACACGUAAACGUUAUGGUUAUAUAAGAUUUAUGAGAAAUAGAGUAAAAAAUCUCGUACGAAUACAAAAUUUUGAAAAAGACAUUAAUCCAUGGUUGGGUUUAAAAAUGAAAUAUCAAAAAUUAUUUGGAUGGCUUCAAUUUUUUGCCUGCGCACGUGAAAAAUGUUUAAUUUGCAAUGAAAUUGAACCAAGAAAAGAGUCAAAAUUUUUGAAAUGUAAUACACCAGGAUGUUUAUUUAUUCAUUGUCAGGAAUGUUGGAUCGAUAUGGGAGAAAUAUGUUUAGCUUGUUCUUAUUCAGAAAGUUCAGAAGAAUUUGACGAUGAAGACAAUGAUGAAAAUGAUAAUUAUGAUGAUGAUGAAUAA
Leptopilina boulardi is the source of this 2195-nucleotide messenger RNA. Its product is annotated as protein sneaky. The coding region runs from base 15 to 2195 and encodes 726 amino acids. The transcript has 7 exons. Gene Ontology annotation, cellular component: membrane. NCBI's taxonomy places the organism in Eukaryota, Metazoa, Arthropoda, Insecta, Hymenoptera, Figitidae. The record is from RefSeq and is a predicted model, not a curated record.